This is a messenger RNA of Athene cunicularia (burrowing owl), 3989 nucleotides long. RefSeq names its product zinc finger and BTB domain containing 10 (gene ZBTB10). The transcript has 5 exons. Bases 1 to 1575 code for a protein of 524 amino acids. Lineage: Eukaryota; Metazoa; Chordata; Aves; Strigiformes; Strigidae. The record is from RefSeq and is a predicted model, not a curated record. Gene Ontology annotation, biological process: regulation of transcription by RNA polymerase II. Gene Ontology annotation, molecular function: RNA polymerase II cis-regulatory region sequence-specific DNA binding; protein binding; DNA-binding transcription factor activity, RNA polymerase II-specific.
AUGGCAGCACAGUCACUCAAUGAGUCAGAGUUACCAUCAGAACUCAACAAUGAAGGAUACUGUGAUUUUAACAGCAGGCCAAAUGAGAACUCUUACUGCUAUCAGCUCCUGCAAGAGCUCAACGAGCAGAGGAAGAAAGGCAUUCUUUGUGAUGUUAAUAUUGUGGUGAGUGGGAGGGUCUUCAGAGCUCACAAGAACAUCCUGGUUGCAGGCAGCCGCUUCUUUAAGACUCUGUAUUGCUUUACAAACAAAGAAAGCCGUAACCAAACCACUGUUACCUAUUUAGACGUUGUUGCUGUUCAAGGUUUUUCUGUCAUCUUGGACUUCUUAUAUUCUGGUAACCUCGUGCUUACGAGCCAAAAUGCCAUUGAAGUGAUGUCGGUGGCCAGCUACCUUCAGAUGACGGAGGUUGUCCAGUCCUGCCGCAACUUCAUUAAAGAUGCCUUAAACAUAAGUAUAAAAUCAGAAGCUCCAGAGACCGUUGUCGUGGAUUACAACAGAAGAUCUGUUAGCAGGGAUGGCUUGUCUCCAAGGGAUCAGAAAGUUGCCAGCUUCUGGGCAACACGAAACCUUACCAACUUGGCAAGUAGCAUAAAAACUGAGAAUGAUGGUUACUCUAUUGACGAGGGCCAAAUGGAAAGCUACCAAAUGAAUGACUGCAGUUGGGUCCAGGACAGCUCACCUGAAAUGGCAGAAAAUGAAUCUCAAGGUGAGGGAAAAGUUUUCGUAUGGAAUGACAUGGGCGCACAGGGACAAUCAGUUCAAGAACCUGGAAAAGCAAGAAGGAAAAACCAAACUGCAAAGAGGUUUAUUUAUAAUAUACCACCUAAUACUGAAGAGAACUCAGAAGAUUGCUCAGUGUUGCAACCAUCAGUCCCGUAUCCAGAAGAAGAUUUGUCAUUUAUUAAAGAAGAAGCAGGUACUUCAAGUGACUUCAAGUACGGACUGCUGCCGAGUACUUCAAGUGACUUCAAGUACGGACUGCUGCCGGGUGCUUCAAGUGACUUCAAGUACGGACUGCUGCCGGGUGCUUCAAGUGACUUCAAGUACGGACUGCUGCCAGAAUCUUGGACAAAAGAAGCCUGGGAAAAUGGCGAUUCCUCUGCUUUAAUCAUGAACAAGUUGAAGUGUCCACACUGUAAUUAUGUAGCCAAAUACAGAAGAACACUAAAGAGACACUUGCUCAUUCACACAGGCGUGAGAUCUUUCAGUUGUGACAUCUGUGGGAAGCUGUUUACUCGAAGAGAGCAUGUAAAGAGACAUUCCUUGGUGCAUAAAAAGGAUAAAAAGUAUAAAUGUAUGGUGUGUAAGAAGAUUUUCAUGCUAGCAGCCAGCGUUGGAAUAAGACAUGGAUCACGACGUUAUGGAGUUUGUGUAGACUGUGCAGAUAAAUCUCAACCUGGAGGGCAAGAGGGAGCAGACCAGGUGCAGGACACAGAUUUCCCUAGGGAUGAAGAAUAUGAGGAAAAUGAAGUGGGAGAAGGUGAUGAGGAGCUUGGUGAUGAUGUAGAAGAACAGAAUGACCAGUCUCGAUGGGAUGAAUCUGGGGAAGUUUGUAUGCCUUUAGAUGACUGACAGAGCAUAUGACUUCAGGGUGCCACAGAUGGACACUAUAUGGAUUGACUUUGAAUUUUUGGACUGAAGGCUUGCAAAAUAUGGUACAGGCUGGAUGGUAGUUAUGUUGCUGUGAAAAAUGUAGGGUCAAAGCCUUAUAGCAAAAAAGGAUUAUUAAUUUUUUUAUGAUAUUUGCACAGGACUGUACAGCAUACAACCAUUUGGUUGAAUUAUACAGAGUCCUCACAUCUACAGUCAGUUAUCAAAAGAAAAAUGUAUUUUUUAUUAUUUAUAGGAUAUAGCUACUUGGGUCCUAUUCAGACAUAGUAGUAACUGUACUUAUGUUACACAUUCAUGUAUCUGUUAACAUGAAUGAAGAAAAUUAAAACUUGGUAUGGAAAUGCAAAGACAGCUUUCCCAAAUGUACUCGUACUUUGUCAGUGAAACAGUGAAGCUAAUUUGGGCUAGUGGCUCUUGUUUCCACAAGCAUGUCUUUGCCAUGCAAACCCUUACCUCUCCCGUACUCUUGAUAGGUGAAAGCUAAACAUUUAAAUAUGCAUCGCAGAUAAUGCCAACACCGUAUUGAAAUUUGGUUUUAAAACUUUUGGCUCUAUGCUGGCAGGUGGUAUAGGUGAUAAGCACUGGAGAAGUUAAUAAUGGCAUUAAUGUAGGGUCUGUUUCUUCGCAGUUUUGAAUUGUCAAGAAGGUUGUUACUGAUUGAUCAGUUCCAAAAUGAUCCUGUAGAAGAAAUGACCAAUAAUGAAAAUAAUGAACUGAUCAGAGCAUGGGUAACUCUUCUGCCACUUAGUCAAAAGAGAUAGUCAUGCUAAAGAUACCUGAUGUUACAAUGUUUGCUCCCUUCUCUAAGGCCCCCCUCGUCAAACUUUUUGACUUCCCUGGUGUAUACCUCAGUCCCACAGAAUAAAAAUACAUGGAAUGGAGAAAGUGUCAUAUUAAACAACUUUUUGGUUGAUAAUUUCUUACUUGUCCGGUUUUUGGCUAGUUUACGUGAUGUGAAUUGGACACUAGGCUAUUGUGCCCAUCGUUCGUCAUUAAAUGAACACAAACUAUUUUUUAUUCUUUUGUACUUAAUGGGUUGUUGCUAGUGUUUAAUAUAAACCAAUUACAUUUGUUGACUUUAAUUUGCUGGAAUUGUUUUUAAAAAAAAACCAAACAAAAAGUCCAAAGCAAAAUAAUGCUGAGUUGUCUACUUUUCAGGAUUAUAUGCUCCCUACGCUCUUAAUUUCAAAUUUUCUAGGAGGCAUUGAAACUUGAAUUUUUGUAGCCAUGUGUAUUUUUUUCCUAAGCUUGUAAUAUUGUACCAAUGAUUUCAGGCCUCUUUCAUAGGGAGGGGAGGGCGUUACACCUUCAUCUUAAACUCCUCUGUGUUGUCUAGCCUAAGGUAAAUUAAUUCAAGCAAUCAUUGGAACGAUACAUCUGAUAUACUAUUAUGUCACAACAAGUAAAUAUGCAGAGCAUUUAUCAUGACACAUAGCUAGGCCAGUGUGACAGUACUGUAUAAAAAUCAAUUGAAGGUCACCAUAUUUUUCAGCUUUGUUUAAUUUUAAAAUGAGUAUAUUUUUUUCCUAUUUUAUAUCAGGUAACUAAAUUAUGCUAGUUGUGUGGAUAACUUUGAACUAUGCUUUGACGGACAGAAUCUUAAUGGUGCUCCAUCUGAUCAAAGUUGGUAUGUAUUUAAAGAGACAAGCUUUACUGUUGUCCUUUACAUCAGUAGAACAGUAACAUAAUGUUAAGACAUUGGUUUUGCUGAUUGAAGGUGAGAUAAGUUUGAACUACAGUUAUAUGGGAAUUAAAAUGCUUUUUUUUAUCGUCCACUUGUUUCAUUGGUAGUUUCCACAUCAUUGUAAACCUGACAGAUGAUUAAUUUUUUGGGGGGAGGGUGGGGUGGGUGGGAUGCCUUUUUUACACUGAAGGAUACAUCAUAUUCUCAUUGUUCUAGACUGAAAUGAGUAAUGUGUAAUUCUGGUGGGGUCCAAAGUAGAAAUUAGUUGGGCAAAGAUGAUAUGAAUGAAAAAGUAUUUUAAACGUUAAAGUAAUGUUCUGCUUUGUGAAUAUGUAAGUAUAGCAUAAAGAUUUUUCCAUCCCAUUUAUCCCCUUUAAAACCAUAGUUUACAAUUGGUAGAUCUGUCUAUAUAUAAAUAUAUAUAUAUAUCUGAAAUUCACCUAAAUCUGCUUUAUUAGAAUACUGCUCACUUAAUGCUUAGAAACUGGACCUGGCUCUACAUUCUUAAUGUAUUUUCCUUUUUUUUUGUUUGUUUGGUUUUUUUGUUUUUUUUUUCUCAAGGUAUGAAUUUAUUCUCUUGGAACUGAAUCUUCUUUUACUACUUAAUCAUUUAUGUAUAUCUGGUAACUUAUGACCAAAUUUGUUGUUAGACUGCAUACAGUAAAUUGAAAUAUACACUUGGUACACUACA